AUGCACCACGAAGUACCUGUCUACGUCCGGGACUUCCCUGGUGGCCUCGACCAGGCGCAGUCAUGGUCGAUGCGAACGGACGAUCUCAAGGAAGAUCCGGUUUGUUCGAACUGGAGGCUCAUCUCUGCACUUCAAAGGUUCCUCAAUCCGUGGGUAGACUCCCCCCAGGGACUUAACACACUGUUGAACGGUGGUCGUCUGAUGGACGAGGGCAAUAAGGAACGGGACAAAGCGCUCUCGGAGCAGUUAUCAACAGGAACUUCCGCUGACAACGAUCACAAAAAGCACAACCAGACCCUGGCUGGGAAUACAAAGCUGGGAGAGGAUAGUGUUAGUCCUCGUAAGCGUCACACCGGGCUGCUUAAAGCUAGCAAAGGAGCAGAGAGCAUCCCCACGCCACCACAAACACCAGAAGCCGACAUCCCGGAGCCGCUCGCGAAGACUCAGAUCAUUUCAACUGCAUCGGCAAAGCUUUCGUACCUUGUUGAUUCGAUUAUCAAAUAUCAAGAUGAUGAGCAGAUUCUUGUCUUCUAUGAAAACGAGAACGUGGCGUGGUACUUGGCUGGAUUACUGGAAGUGCUUGACAUCAAGCAUCUCAUUUACGCCAAGGGCAUUACUGUCGAGCGAAGGGCACAGGUCCUUCUCAUGGAUAUUUCUCAAGCUGCUUUUGGUCUCGACAUGCGGUCAGCCUCCCGUAUCUACUUCAUCAACCCAGUACUCAACCCACAAGUCGAAGCCCAGGCUAUCGGGCGAGUGCGGCGGAUCAGUCAGAAGAAAGAAGUAUUCGUCGAGACUUUGGUCCUUCGUGGCAGUCUAGAAGAGGUCAUCAUGGAGCGAAAGCAAAAGAUGACUCAAGCCGAGCAUCGAAAGUGCAAGUCUAUCCUCGAUGACCGGCCAAUUUUCAACUGGAUCCUCAAUGUGAAGAUCAUUCCUCUCCCCGAUAUUGAUAACACGGACGGACCUGCUCAGAUGGCACCACUGAAGACGCCGCAAUAUGUUUUCGGCCGUGGAUUUGGUCGCGAGACCUCUCAUCCUGACGAAGAUCUCGUUCCGAAAGAGGCCGAUUCCUUGGUCAGCAGUGCCACAGCGUCGCCGACACCGAAUCUUGUGAAGAGGAAGUUUGCGUUGAGCUUUGGACAACGGCAGUCUUCAUCUGGGUUGUCGACCCCUGAUAGCAUGGAACCUCCGCCUCGGCGAGUGCGAUUUGCAGCCAGCGAGGACGACGAUGUAUCUCCAUCACCAGCAUUGCUGGCAGAACCUCGUGUUGUUCGAUUUGCUGAUGAGCCAGUGGAUGACUAA
Phaeoacremonium minimum UCRPA7 is the source of this 1299-nucleotide messenger RNA. RefSeq names its product putative snf2 family helicase protein. The transcript is spliced from 3 exons. The record is from RefSeq and is a predicted model, not a curated record. The coding region runs from base 1 to 1299 and encodes 432 amino acids. Lineage: Eukaryota; Fungi; Ascomycota; Sordariomycetes; Togniniales; Togniniaceae.